Erinaceus europaeus (western European hedgehog) is the source of this 1953-nucleotide messenger RNA. It is a transcript of the gene SMPDL3B, whose product is annotated as sphingomyelin phosphodiesterase acid like 3B. Bases 304 to 1671 code for a protein of 455 amino acids. Gene Ontology annotation, biological process: sphingomyelin catabolic process. The transcript has 8 exons. The record is from RefSeq and is a predicted model, not a curated record. Gene Ontology annotation, molecular function: sphingomyelin phosphodiesterase activity. Lineage: Eukaryota; Metazoa; Chordata; Mammalia; Eulipotyphla; Erinaceidae.
UGAAAAGUGAAUAGUAUUUUCCUCUCAAGUGACUGGAUUGGGUGGACCCCUGGAGAACACAGUUGCUGGUUGCACCGGGCUCUGAGAAACUGGCAGGACAGGUAGUGCUGUCUACUUCAGAGUGCAAAGUUCUGGCUGCUGUUAUCUCUUUAAACGGAUCCAGCUCACACCCUGCUGGAUAAAAGAGAAAAAGGCAGGCGCGACUUAAACUCUGGGACUGGGAACAAAAGGUCUCAGGACAGAAACCUGCAGAGCACACAGCUGCUGGAGAACCCCGCGGCUCCUGGAAGGUGAACCCCAAGAAUGAGGCUGCUCAAGCUGCUGAUUAUCCUGAUCCAACUUGGAGCUGCCAGGACCCAGUCGGGAAAGUUCUGGCACAUCUCUGACCUACACUUUGACCCUAACUACACCGUAUCGGAAGACCCCUUCAAGGUGUGCCCAUCCGCUGGCAACCAGCAGGUGCCCAACGCAGGCCCCUGGGGUGAUUAUCUCUGCGAUUCUCCCUGGAUCCUCAUCAAUUCCUCCAUCUACGCCAUGAAGGCCUUCGAGCCAGCACCUGACUUCAUUCUCUGGACUGGUGAUGAUACGCCCCACGUACCUAAUGAGAACUUGAGUGAGAAGGCCGUUCUGGACAUUGUGGAGCUACUGACCAACCUCAUCAGAGAGGUCUUUCCAGAUACAAAAGUCUAUGCUGCUAUGGGAAACCAUGACUUUCACCCCAAAAGUCAGUUACCAGCCGGGAGCCACAACAUCUACAAUCAGAUAGCAGAACUGUGGAGACCAUGGCUCAGUAAUGAGUCCGUUGCUCUCUUCAAAGAAGGUGCUUUCUAUUCUGAGAAGUUGCCAGGACCAAGCAGUGGGCGGAUCGUGGUCCUCAACACCAACCUGUACUACAGCAACAAUAAACAGACAGAAGGCAUGGCUGACCCUGCCCGGCAGUUCCAGUGGCUAGAUGAGGUGCUGACCAAUGCGUCCAGAGCCGGAGAAAAGGUGUACAUCAUUGGCCACGUUCCUCCGGGUUUCUUCGAGAAGACUCAGCACAAAGCCUGGUUUCGGGAGGCCUUCAAUGCAGAGUACCUGAAGGUGGUUCACAAGCACCAUAAGGUCAUUGCAGGGCAGUUCUUUGGGCACCAACACACUGACAGCUUUCGGAUGUUCUAUAAUGAUGCAGGUGUUCCCAUCAGUGUCAUGUUCCUCACGCCUGGGGUCACUCCCUGGAAAACCACAUUAACUGGGGUGAUCAAUGGGGCCAACAAUCCAGGCAUCCGGCUGUUUGAAUACGACCGAGCCACACUGAGUCUGAAGGACAUGAUGACAUACUACGUGAAUCUGAGCCAAGCGAAUGCACAGGGGACGCCAAAAUGGCAGCUCGAGUACCGGGUGACAGAGGCCUACAGGGUGCCAGAUGCAGGAGUCCAGUCCAUGCACCAGGCAUUGGAUCGCAUUGCCAGCGACCAGGAGGUGCUGCAGCGCUACUACGUCUACAACUCAGUCAGCUACGACUUGCUGGACUGCAGGGAGGUCUGCCGCACGGAGCAGGUGUGCGCAAUGCGCGAGGUGGCCUUUGCUGCUUACGAGUCCUGCUUGCGAAGCCCCGCAGCCAAACCAGCGUCCGGCUUCGCGCUCCUACUGGCGGCGCUGCUGGGCCUGUGCACCGUGCAGGCUCGGUGACCCGGGAAUUCCUUCUGGGGCCAGGCAGCGCCUCCAAGAGGGGAACUUUCCCACCAUUUCCGCCGCCAGCACUGAGGGAACUGGAUAGCACUUCGGGCUCAAUAAAUAAAACCCCGAGGACCUCGCAAUUCUGUCAGGUUAUAACGAGAGCAAGCAAGCAAGCAAUGGCACAUUUGCCUGUUAUUUCUUCGAACAUGUAAACGACCUUCCUAGUCCUUGCAGUAAUGAAUCUACAUCUACUCCCUUUGUCGGAUAAUCAGAAUAAAAGGAGUCUCCGGGAAA